This is a messenger RNA of Melampsora larici-populina 98AG31, 606 nucleotides long. RefSeq lists its product as uncharacterized. Gene Ontology annotation, biological process: regulation of transcription by RNA polymerase II. The transcript has a single exon. The annotation marks the transcript as partial. Gene Ontology annotation, cellular component: nucleus. Lineage: Eukaryota; Fungi; Basidiomycota; Pucciniomycetes; Pucciniales; Melampsoraceae. The record is from RefSeq and is a predicted model, not a curated record.
CCUUUUCCAUGCUCUGAAUGCGACCAGCGCUUCCAUACGGACAAUCGCCUGACCAUUCAUGUCAGAGAUCAUCAUAGUGGACUCACUUUUGAAUGCUCCGAUCCCGAAUGCCACGAAACCUUUCGUACAAACGCACUCAUGACCCAACAUCUCAUAAAACAUGUACUCCCUGUCGAAUGCUCCAAUCCCGAAUGCAACGAUCACUUCCGUAGCCUUAGACUGAUGAAGAAGCAUGUCCGAAAUAGUCAUGGUGCACCCACUUUCGACUGCUUUGAUCCCAAAUGCCCCCGAAGCUACAAUUCCGCGUACAGAAGGAACGAACAUUACAAAGCCCAUCAUGGUGCCCUCACUAUCAAAUGCUCCAAUACCAAAUGCUCCAGAAUGUUCCGUAUCAGUUCGCAAAUGAACAAGCAUUUCCGAACUAGUCACGGUGCAGCCACUAUCGAAUGCGCCAAUAUCGAAUGCGACCAUAUGUUUCGUACUAUGGGACGAAUGGAGCGACAUGUCAGCAGAAUUCAUGGUGCAUGCACUAUCAAAUGCUCCAAUACCGAAUGUGACCAACUCUUUGGUACCAAGGGACAAAUGAACCAACACGUCCAAAGACAU